AAAAUUAUAAUGUGUUAUCUCCAUUUUAUCCAAUCAAAAGUUAUUUACGUCAAAAUGGCAGCUGCGGAAGUUUUUAUUACAGAAAAACAACAACAAAACUUUGAAGAAACUGAUCUGACUGUUCUUGGCUAUCAUAAUGAUACACCUGAAAUAACAACAGCUCGUCGUCUGCCCCCACAUGGGGGAAAAACUAGGAAACGAAAGUCAGCACCUAAAACUUGGUCACAGAAUAUGAGAAAGCAGCUAAGACAACCUGGUCAGCCGUAUAAAAAUAGAAAGGGAGAAAAUGUUCCAUGCAUGUCUGUAACCAAAAAGAAAGACUGUCUAAAUUCUUGUAAAUUCAGAUGCGCACAAAAUAUUAGUGAUGAAGAAAGAACACGUAUAUUUGCUGAUUUUUGGUCUAUGGACGACAUGCAAAAGAGACAUUUCUACAGUCGAACCACUGAACGACUUCAGAAGAAACGUCAUCGAACCAUCAAUGAAAAUUCGCGAAAAGCGUAUUCAUUUUAUUAUAGCUUUUUUGUUGGUGAUUGGCAAACUCGAGUUUGUAAAGAAUUUUACCUCACAACUUUAAAUAUAAGUAGUAGAAGAGUUUAUUAUUAUCAUGAAAAAAAAAAUGAUACUACUGGAAGCCCAGCCCUUUCAAAAUGAGGUAAACACACCAAAAAGGUUAUAGAUCAAUCAUCAAAACAAAGCAUUACAGAUCAUAUCAAUGCAUUUCCACGUGUUUCAUCACACUACUGUCGUCAAA
This is a messenger RNA of Hydra vulgaris (swiftwater hydra), 751 nucleotides long. RefSeq lists its product as uncharacterized. Lineage: Eukaryota; Metazoa; Cnidaria; Hydrozoa; Anthoathecata; Hydridae. The record is from RefSeq and is a predicted model, not a curated record.